AUGAAGGCUGUUGGGGCUCUGCUUCUCAUAGUGGCCCUGGUAGCCGUCCGGGCUUUUCCACACGCUUGCUCAGAAGGCGGCAAUUCUGGAGAUCCAAACAACAGUGGACCAGACAAUGGACAUGAUUCUGAAGAAUGCAAUCACCAGCCUGGACAUGGAGGCAAUACAAACGAUAGGGAAGGGCGUGAUGAACAUCGCGACAAGCCUGAAGGCAAUAGAGACACGAAUAAUGACGGACACUCAAUAGAAAAUAAUAACAAUGGUGGAAAGACCCACGGUAAUGAUCAAAUACACAGAAAUGGAGGUAAAAAUCAUCACCAUCAUCAAAAGAAGACCACUGUUAUAACUGAACGUAAUCACAACGUUGGUAACCAUGGCAACGCAGGUUCUAACGGCGGAGGAUCUGGUCACGGCGGGACAAAUGACAAUAAUGGUCAUAGUACAGUUAACACCGGUUCUAACAAUCAUGAUGUAAAUAAUGGUAAUGGUAGACCGAAUCAAGGUAAUGAUAAAAAGCAUCAUCAUCAUAAUAGACCGAACAAUAAUAAUGAAGGCUCAGCAAACAGUGAAGCAACUGGUCACGCCGUUAAUAAUGACAACAAUGGCCGAAGUACAGUUGACUCGGAAUCUAGAAGCGAUGCCAGAACUGAUAGUAAUGACGGGACCAGCUCAGCUAAUGGUCGAGCGACUGGGCAUGCUGAUAGAAACGAAAAUGGUGGCACUACUACAGUUGUUACCGAUUCUAACAGUCAUGCUGAAAAUAACGAGAAUAGAGGACCAGGGCAGCCUCAAGGCCAGGUUAAGAAUCACCACCACCACCACCACCAUCAUGAUAAUAAUAAUCACAACAAUGAUGGAGGAAAAGGCUCAGCUCACGGCGAAGCUACCGGCCACGCUGUAUCAGAAGGUAAUAGUGACCGCAGUUCAGUCGAUACAACAUCUAACAGUAAUGCGAGAACCGAUGAUAAUGGAAAUAGCUCGGCCAAUGGUAAAGCUACUGGUCGCGCCGAUACUAACGACAAUAGUGGUACAACUACUGUUGUCACCGUAUCUAACAGUCGUACCGAAAACAAUAACAACGGAGGGGUGAAUCAAGGUAAUGUCAAGAAGCACCAUCAUCAUCAUCAUCAUCAUGAUAGGCCACACGAUAAUAACGAGGGAAAUGACGCUCACGGAAACGACAAUAGUGGCGGUAAUACCAAUGGCAACGGAGGACCGAAUCAAGGCAAUAAUAAUGAAGGUCAAGGCUCAGCCCAUGGCGAAGCUACUGGUCACGCCGACGCAAAUAAUAAUAACGAGCACAGCUCUGCGGAUUCGACGUCCAAUAGUGAUGCUAGAACUGAUAACAACGGAGGUACUAGUUCAGCCAGCGGUGAGGCUAACAGUCAUGCAGAAACAAACGAUAAUGGUAGCAGUACUGCAGUUGACACCAGGUCUACCAGUCAUGUUGAAAAUGACGGGAGUGGAGGAAACGGACCGAGUCCAGACAAUGGUAAGAAGCAUCAUCAGCAUCCUCAUCAUCAUCAUCAUCACCAUCAUCAUAGGCAUGAUAAUAACGAAGGACAAGGCUCAGGUCACGGCGAAGCCAAUAGUCACGCCGAAAAUAAUGAAAACGGCGAUAGUAAUACGGAUCACGAGGAAUGCAAUGAUGAAAAUCACGGAAAUUCAGGGGUAGGUUCAACUGAGGAUCAUCCUCAGAGCCACGUCAAUAACCACAGAAAUGGACGCAAGCAUCAUCAUCACAAAAGACACAGAACUACAACUCGAACUAGUAGCCAUGUUGACCAUGACGGUAGUGGUGAUGGCUCAGACAAUGAUCAUGAUCAGAAUCAUAGAGAUGGAGGUAAACAUCACCAUCAUCAUCAUCACCACCAUAGAAGACAUGGUUCUACAGUUCAUACUGAUUCUAAUAGUAACAGUCAGGCUGACAAUAACGCAAACAGCGGUACGACAGUCAUCACCGAACCUAACAACCAUAGAAAUGGAAGGAAGCAUCAUCAUCAUAAACAUCAUCGCUCAACAGUUCAUACUACAACGAAUAGCCACGUUGAAAAUGGUGGAAACGAAGGUGAUCAUGACGGAAACUGCGAGUAUAACGGGCACGGAUCAGAGCAUAACCACGAUCACGAUCAUGACGAAGAUCACAAUGGUGGUCCCAGACAUCAUCAUCAUCAUCACCAUCAUCAUCAUAAACGACAUGAAAUUUCAGAAAAUAAUGGCAACGUAGGAAAAAGUUCUGCUUCGAGUGUAGCUUCUGGUCACGCUGAAGCAAGCAACGAUGAAAGCACUGCUGUAGUUGACGCUACAUCCAAUAGUCGAGCCAACAGUAAUGACAAUGGUGGGAACAGCCCCAGUGACGGCCAUGUAAGAAACCAUGUCAGAAAACACCACAAAAGAACAACCCGAAGAAGGAUACAUCGUAGGAAACACAAUACAGUCCACAACCACCAUAGGAUUCACACAGUUAUCACCCGAAAUAGAAACGAACAUGUCAGGAAUCAUAUAAAUCAUGUGAAAUCUACUGCUACUGCAGGAUCAGUUGCAGAAGUCACACACAGAGGCCGCACAAGAUGUCACAGACCUCACCAUGAUCAUCAUGAUGCGGACAAUAAUAAUUCAGGUGUAAAUACUGCAACUAACACUGGGACUGCAACUACGACUACAGUUACUGGAACGGGUUCAACUGCUACAUCUAAUAGCGACGCGACUGCCACUGCUAUAAAUGAAGGUAGUUCCAACACUGCAACUGCUCAAACAAGCGCGUCAUCUACUACGACUAAUAAUAGCGAGUCUGAAGACAAUACGUGUGAUGAUGAGGAUGAAUAUGACGAGGACUAUGAGUAUGAUGAAGAUGACGAAAACAAUACAUCGACUGCCUCUGCUGCUUCAAGUGGUAGCGCAAAUGCCACCACGACGAAUGAAGAUGGCUCUAAUGUAACAACUGCUAACUCAGGCAGUGCUGCGACUGCUAGCUCCACAAGUGGUGAUGGGUCGAACACAUCUACUGCCACUUCGGGAGGCGAUGCGUCUGCAACCUCUACGAAUGAUGGAGGCUCUAGUACGGCAGCUUCUGCAAGCAACAGCAAUGCCACUGCCACCAGUACUAAUGGAGAUGGUUCUGGAUCAGCCACUGCAACUUCAGGAAGUGACGCGACUGCAACUUCUACAAAUGGAGGAGAUUCUAACACUUAUGCUACUGCAGACAGUAAUGCUACUGCCACAUCCAAUAGUGGCAAUGAUUCGAAUACAUCUACUGCCACUUCGGGUAGCGAUGCUACUGCAACCACAAACAACACAGGAGGAUCAAAUACUGCUGCUGCUGCCAGCAACAGUAACGCCACUGCAACAUCUACAAACGGAGACGGUUCAAACACUUCUGCUACUGCAACUUCGGGAAGCGAUGCAACUGCAACCACAACAAAUGAUGGGGGCUCUAAUACUGCUACUACUGACUCUGGAAGCGAUGCUACUGCAACCACGAACAACGCGGGAGGGUCAAAUACUGCUGCUGCUGCCAGCACCAGCAAUGCCACCGCAACAUCUACAAACGGAGACGGCUCUAGUACAUCUACUGCAACUUCAGGAAGUGAAGCUACCGCCACUACGACUAACACAGCUGGCUCAAGUACUGCCACUACUCAGAGCAACAGCUCAUCCACUGUAACUGCGACAAAUGACAAUGACGCAGAAGACGACACAUGUGAUGAUGAGGACGAGGAUGACGAGGACUCUGAGGAUGAUGAAGAUACUGCAACCACCACCACCACUUCUACUAGCAGCAAUACUACUGCAACCACCACUAAUGCAGGAGGCGCUAGCACAUCUACUGCUGCGGCAGACAGCACUGCUACUGCCACUGCUACCAGUGGAGACGGCUCAAAUACGGCUACUGCUGCAAGCAACAGCAAUGCCACUGCCACCAGUACUAAUGGAGAUGGUUCCGGUUCAGCCACUGCAACGUCAGGCAGUGACGCGACUGCAACUUCUGCAAAUGGAGGAGAUUCUAACACUUCUGCUACUGCAGACAGUAAUGCUGCCGCCACCUCCAAUAGUAGCAAUGAUUCUAAUACAUCUACUGCCACUUCAGGCGCCGAUGCCACUGCCAAUUCUACAAAUGAAAAUGGUUCGAGUGCUGCUACUGCUGACUCUGGAAGCGAUGCAUCUGCAACCACAAACAACGCAGGAGGAUCAAAUACUGCUGCUGCUGCCAGCAACAGCAAUGCCACUGCCACCAGUAAUAAUGAAAAUGGUUCCGGUUCAGCCACUGCAACGUCAGGAAGUGAUGCGACUGCAACUUCUACAAAUGGAGGAGAUUCUAACACUUCUUCUACUGCAGACAGUAAUGCUGCCGCCACCUCUAAUAGUGGCAAUGAUUCUAAUACAUCUACUGCCACUUCGGGAGCCGAUGCCACUGCCAAUUCCACAAAUGGAAACGACUCUAGUACAGCCACUGCUGGAAAUGAUGCAUCUGCAACCACAAACAACGCAGGAGGAUCUAAUACUGCUACUGCUGCCAGCACCAGUAACGCUACUGCAACAUCUACAAACGGAGACGGCUCUAGUACAUCGACUGCAACUUCUGGCAGUGACGCGACUGCAACUUCUACAAACACAUCAGGUUCAAGUACUGCCACUACUCAGAGCAACAGCUCAUCCACUGUAACUACGACAAAUGACAAUGAUGCAGAAGACGACACAUGUGAUGAUGAGGACGAGGAUGACGAGGACUCUGAGGAUGAUGAAGAUACUGCAACCACCACCACCACUUCUACUAGCAGCAAUACUACUGCAACCGCCACUAAUGCAGGAGGCGCUAGCACAUCUACUGCUGCGGCAGACAGCACUGCUACUGCCACUGCUGCCAAUGGAGAUGGUUCCGGUUCAUCCACUGCAACAUCUGGCAGUACAAGCACAGCCACUGCCAAUUCUACAAAUGACGGAGGCUCUAAUACGGCAGCUGCUGCAAGCAACAGCAGUGCAACUGCAACAACCACAAAUGCUGAUGGGUCAAACACUACUGCUACUGCGGGCAGUGAUGCCACUGCCAAUUCUACUAAUGAAGGAGGGUCUGCUACCGCUGGUUCUGGAAGCGACGCGUCUGCAACCACAAACAAUGCAGGAGGAUCAAAUACGGCUACUGCUGCCAGCAACAGCAACGCCACUGCCACCAGUACUAAUGGAGAUGGUUCCGGUUCAGCCACUGCAACGUCAGGAAGUGACGCGACUGCAACUUCUACAAAUGGAGGAGAUUCUAACACUUCUUCUACUGCAGACAGUAAUGCUGUCGCCACAUCCAAUAGUAGCAAUGAUUCGAACACAUCUACUGCCACUUCAGGAGCCGAUGCAACUGCCAAUUCUACCAAUGAAGGAGGGUCUGCUACUGCUAGUUCUGGAAGCGAUGCUUCUGCAACCACAAACAACGCAGGAGGCUCAAAUACUGCUACUGCUGUAAGCAACAGUAACGCUACUGCAACAACUACAAAUGGAGAUGGUUCUAGCACAUCUACUGCAACUUCUGGCAGUGAAGCUACUGCCACCACAACAAAUGGGAGUGGCUCGAGUACCACCACUACUCAGAGCAACAGCUCCUCCACUGUAACUACGACAAAUGACAAUGACGCAGAAGACGACACAUGUGAUGAUGAGGACGAGGAUGACGAGGACUCUGAGGAUGAUGAAGAUACUGCAACCACCACCACCACUUCUACUAGCAGCAACACUACUGCAACCACCACUAAUGCAGGAGGCGCUAGCACAUCUACUGCUGCGGCAGACAGCACUGCUACUGCCACUGCUACCAGUGGAGACGGCUCCAACACAUCGUCAGCUACGUCAGGGAGCGAUGCCACUGCCACCACGACAAAUGGAGGAAGCACUAAUACGGCAACUGCUGACUCUGGAAGCGAUGCUACUACAACCACCAACAACGCAGGAGGAUCAAAUACUGCUACUGCUGCCAGCAACAGCAACGCCACUGCCACCAGUACUAAUGGAGAUGGUUCCGGUUCAGCCACUGCAACGUCAGGAAGUGACGCGACAGCAACUUCUGCAAAUGGAGGGGAUUCUAACACUUCUUCUACUGCAGACAGUAAUGCUGUCGCCACAUCCAAUAGUAGCAAUGAUUCGAACACAUCUACUGCCACUUCAGGAGCCGAUGCAACUGCCAAUUCUACCAAUGAAGGAGGGUCCGCUACUGCAGCUUCGGGAGGUGAUGCGUCUGCAACCACAACAAGUGAUGGGGGCUCCAACACGGCUUCUGCUGACUCUGGAAGCGAUGCAACUGCAACUACAAACAACGCAGGAGGAUCAACUACGGCAACUGCUGCCAGCAACAGCAAUGCCACUGCAACAUCUACAAACGGAGACGGCUCUAGUACAUCUACUGCAACCUCUGGAAGUGAUGCUACUGCGAGUUCUACGAAUGGAAAUGGCUCAGGGACAGCCACCGCAACUGCAGAAAGUGAAGCUGCCGCCACUACGACCAACGCAGCAGGUUCAAGUACUGCCACUACUCAGAGCAACAGCGCAUCCACUGUAACUACGACAAAUGACAAUGACGCAGAAGAUGACACAUGUGAUGAUGAGGACGAGGAUGACGAGGACUCUGAGGAUGAUGAAGAUGACGAAAACAAUACUUCGACUGCCUCUGCUGCUUCAAGUGGUAGCGCUAAUGCCACCUCGACGAAUGAAGAUGGCUCUAAUGUAUCAACUGCUAACUCAGGCAGCGCUGCGACUGCUAGCUCCACAAGUGGUGAUGGGUCGAACACAUCUACUGCCACUUCGGGAGCCGAUGCGUCUGCAACCUCUACAAAUGAUGAAGGCUCUAGUACGGCAGCUGCUGCAAGCAACAGCAAUGCCACUGCAACUUCCACGAAUGACGAUGGCUCAAACACUUCUGCUACUGCAGACAGUAAUGCUGGCGCUACUUCCACUAGUAGCAAUGAUUCGAAUACAUCCACUGCCACUUCGGGAGGAGAUGCAUCUGCAACCUCCACUGAUGACAGUGGCACUAAUACUGCUACUGCUGAUUCUGGAAGCGAUGCUACUGCAACCUCCACAAAUGCAGAUGGUUCAAAUACAGCGACUGCAACGUCUGAUAGUACAGCCACAGCUACUUCGGGCGGCGACGCCAAUUCUACGAAUGAAGGUGGGUCUGCUACUGCUGGUUCUGGAAGCGAAGCGUCUGCAACCACAAACAACGCAGGAGGAUCAAAUACUGCUGCUGCUGCCAGCAACAGUAACGCUACUGCUACAUCUACGAACGGAGACGGCUCGAGUACGUCUACUGCAACAUCUGGCAGUGAAGCUACUGCCACUACAACUAACACAGCAGGCUCAAGUACUGCCACUACUCAGAGCAACAGCUCCUCCACUGUAACUACGACAAAUGACAAUGACGCAGAAGACGACACAUGUGAUGAUGAGGACGAGGAUGACGAGGACUCUGAGGAUGAUGAAGAUACUGCAACCACCACCACCACUUCUACUAGCAGCAAUACUACUGCAACCACCACUAAUGCAGGAGGCGCUAGCACAUCUACUGCUGCAGCAGACAGCACGGCUACUGCCACUGCUGCCAAUGGAGAUGGUUCAAAUACGGCUACUGCUGCCAGUAACAGCAACGCCACUGCCACCAGUACUAAUGUAGAUGGUUCUGGAGCAUCCACUGCUGCUUCAACUAGCAAUGCUACUGCCACCACUACAAAUGGGGAUGGUUCACACACUACUGCUACUGCUGGCAGUGACGCCACUGCCUCCUCAAAUAGUGGCAAUGAUUCGAACACAUCUACUGCCACUUCAGGAGCCGAUGCCACUGCCAAUUCUACCAAUGAAGGAGGGUCUGCUACUGCAGCUUCGGGAGGUGAUGCGUCUGCAACCACAACAAAUGAUGGGGGCUCCAAUACUGCUACUGCUGACUCUGGAAGCAAUGCUACUGCAACCGCAAACAAUGCAGGGAGCUCAAAUACUGCAGAUGCGUCAGCAAACAGCGACGCUACUGCAACAUCCACAAAUGGAGACGGCUCUAAUACAUCUUCUGCAACCUCUGAAAGUGACGCGACUGCGACUUCUACAAACGGAGACGGCUCUAGUACAUCUACUGCAACCUCUGGAAGUAACUCUACUGCGAGUUCCACGAAUGGGGAUGGUUCAAACACAUCGACAGCCACUUCUGGCAGUGAAGCUACUGCCACUACAACUAACACAGCAGGCUCAAGUACUGCCACUACUCAGAGCAACAGCUCAUCCACUGUAACUACGACAAAUGACAAUGACGCAGAAGACGACACAUGUGAUGAUGAGGACGAGGAUGACGAGGACUCUGAGGAUGAUGAAGAUACUGCAACCACCACCACCACUUCUACUAGCAGCAAUACUACUGCAACCACCACUAAUGCAGGAGGCGCUAGCACAUCUACUGCUGCAGCAGACAGCACUGCUACUGCCACUGCUACCAAUGGAGAUGGUUCCGGUUCAUCCACUGCAACAUCUGGCAGUACAAGCACAGCCACUGCCAAUUCUACAAAUGACGGAGCCUCUAAUACGGCAGCUGCUACAAGCAACAGCAGUGCCACAGCAAUAACCACAAAUGCUGGUGGGUCAAACACUACUGCUACUGCAGCUACGGAAGGUGAUGCGUCUGCAAGCACAACAAAUGAUGGGGGCUCGAACACUGCUACUGCUGACUCUGGAAGCGAUGCCACUGCCACCACGACAAAUGGGGAUGGUUCAAAUACGGCUACUGCUGCCAGCAACAGCAAUGCCACUGCCACCAGUACUAAUGGAGAUGGUUCCGGUUCAGCCACUGCAACGUCAGGAAGUGACGCGACUGCAACCACGACAAAUGGAGGAGAUUCUAACACUUCUGCUACUUCAGACAGUAAUGCUACUGCCACCUCCACUACUAGCAAUGAUUCUAAUACAUCUACUGCCACUUCGGGAGGCGAUGCCACUGCCAAUUCUACCAAUGAAGGAGGGUCUGCUACCGCAGCUUCGGGAAGUGAUGCGUCUGCAACCACAACAAAUGAUGGGGGCUCCAAUACUGCCACUGCUGACUCUGGAAGCGAUGCAUCUGCAACCACAAACAACGCAGGAGGCUCAAAUACUGCUGCUGCUGCCAGUAACAGCAAUGCCACUGCCACUAGCACGGAUGACUCCAACACAUCGACUGCGUCAGCGGACAGCAACGCUACUGCAUCAUCUAACAAUGGAGAUGGCUCCGGUUCAUCCACUGCCACUUCAGGUAGCGAUGCCACUGCAACAUCAACAACCGGGAAUGGCUCAUCUACUGCAACUUCUAGUGGCGAUGCUUCUGCCACUGCGACCAACACUGAUGACGGCUCGGACGAGGAUAACUGCGAUAGUGAUGAAGAUGAUGAUUCCGAUACAGAUUCAGACGACGACGAUGAAGAUGAUGAUAAUGAUUCUUCAGCAGUCACUGCUUCGUCUGGGAGUAAUUCCAUCGCCACCUCUACAAAUGGAAAUGGAACGAGCACAGCUGCUGCUAAUUCUGGGAGUAAUUCGACAGCUACUACAAACAACGGAGGCCCAAACUCAGCGACUGCUGCAAGCAAUAGCAACGCCACUGCAAGCAGCAAUGACGGGUCAAACACGGCUACUGCCACUUCAAACAGCGCAGCUACAGCAACAACCACAAAUGGAGGCUCCACAUCAACUGCAGGAAGUGGUGGAACUGCAACAUCUACUAAUGGAGAUGACACAAAUACUGCAACUGCUACUUCUGAAAGCGCGGCCACUGCCACUACAACAAAUAAUGGUGGCCAAAGUACUUCUACUGCCACAACUGCAACUUACGCAGCUGCAAGUGCACAAAAUACAGGCUCUUCUGGUACGAAUACGGCUACUGCUACUGCGAAUUCUGUUGCUACAGCCACUGGGUCUAAUACUGCAACAAGAACUAACACAGCAACUGCUACAAGCAACAGUGUUGCCACUGCAACGAAUAACGGCUGCCAAACUGUAACUACUUCUGCUGGUAACAACGGUCCUACUACAACUACUGGCAACACAGCACCAGUAACAAAUUGUAACAAUGGCAAUCAGAAUGGAGUACCAAACGUAAAUAAUGGAGGAUCCAUAUACACCAGUCACGUCAGUGAAUCGAAGCAGUCUUCAAGCAUCCACACGGCUAAGAAAACAGUCAUUACCAAGUCCAGCGACGGCAAAGAGUUUGUUGACACACAAGAGUCAGCAGCUAAUGUUUUUGACGCCAAACGGUCUGAAGCUGAUACUUUCGAGAGCAAUAUUGGAGGAACUCGUGUUACUCAAGUGAGACAAAAUAAUGAAGAGCUAUACAACCAGGGUAACAGAUUCCAGGCUACAAAGUUAGAACGGGAUAACGAUGGCAGUGUCAAGAGAGAAGUUUUUAAUGAUGCUCAAGAAAGGGGACGGUAUAAAGCGCAGGAGUACGAAAGGAAAAAGGUAGAAAGUGCCUAUGGUGUGAGUGACGUAAGCAGGAGUGAUGUAAAUGAGGAUAGCUUUGAUAGAAGGUUUAGAAGUAGGUCGGUUGAUGGCUCUGAUGUUGAUUGCGAUAAAUAAUCUGUCGUGUGGUUCAUAAAUUCAGAUCUUACGAAAGGCCAAAUCUAUAUUAACGAAACUAUUGACAUGAUUUGGAAAGCUAC
Molecule: messenger RNA, 10640 nt
Organism: Helicoverpa armigera (cotton bollworm)
Lineage: Eukaryota; Metazoa; Arthropoda; Insecta; Lepidoptera; Noctuidae
Product: serine-rich adhesin for platelets
Exons: 3
Coding region: 1-10557 (3518 amino acids)
Source: RefSeq, a predicted model, not a curated record